UUGUUUUUUCGGGUAUUUUACCAAUGUACCCUCUCGCUUUUUCACGGGGAUAAAAGGAGAGGACGUAAAGCUCAGAGAGAGAUAGUUUGCGUAGGUGAAGUGAAUUAUUACAAGUAGAUAUCGUCAAUACUGGCGAAUUAUUAAGGGUUUCUCGUAGGAAGGAAAAAGAAAGAAAGGAUGUCUUACCUUCUACCUCACUUGCACUCUGGUUGGGCCGUCGACCAAGCUAUCCUCGCUGAGGAGGAACGUCUCGUUGUCAUUAGAUUCGGUCACGACUGGGAUGAAACUUGCAUGCAGAUGGAUGAGGUAUUAUCUUCAGUUGCUGAGACGAUAAAGAAUUUUGCAGUGAUCUAUCUGGUUGACAUCACUGAGGUACCUGACUUUAACACCAUGUACGAACUGUACGACCCUUCAACAGUCAUGUUCUUUUUCCGCAACAAACACAUCAUGAUUGAUCUGGGAACUGGAAACAACAAUAAGAUCAAUUGGGCGCUCAAGGACAAGCAGGAGUUCAUUGACAUCAUUGAGACCGUCUAUCGUGGUGCCAGGAAAGGUCGAGGUCUUGUGAUAGCGCCCAAAGACUACUCUACCAAGUACCGCUACUAGAUGCUGCUGCUCGAGCUUGUUAUAACAAACUCUUUAUCUUACUGAAAAUACCCUCUCUAUAAGUCUUUCAGUAAUUUCUUUGUUACUGUUCUUGGGCAUGAUUUAGGGUAUUCUGUGUUUGGGUCAGAGUUUUUAAUGAAGACAGUAUAAUAAUAAACUCUUCCUGAUUUGUACUUUUGUUUUGUAAUGGAAUGGUAAAGUAUUCAUAAACAAUCCUGAUUUAUACUCUUUAUCUGA
Papaver somniferum (opium poppy) is the source of this 843-nucleotide messenger RNA. RefSeq names its product thioredoxin-like protein YLS8. Gene Ontology annotation, cellular component: U5 snRNP; U4/U6 x U5 tri-snRNP complex; spliceosomal complex. The transcript is spliced from 3 exons. Gene Ontology annotation, biological process: mRNA splicing, via spliceosome. Lineage: Eukaryota; Viridiplantae; Streptophyta; Magnoliopsida; Ranunculales; Papaveraceae. The record is from RefSeq and is a predicted model, not a curated record. The coding region runs from base 178 to 606 and encodes 142 amino acids.